Komagataella phaffii GS115 is the source of this 1992-nucleotide messenger RNA. Its product is annotated as Ferric reductase and cupric reductase. Gene Ontology annotation, cellular component: plasma membrane. Gene Ontology annotation, molecular function: ferric-chelate reductase activity. The record is from RefSeq and is a predicted model, not a curated record. Gene Ontology annotation, biological process: iron ion transport; copper ion import; intracellular iron ion homeostasis. The coding region runs from base 1 to 1992 and encodes 663 amino acids. The transcript has a single exon. Lineage: Eukaryota; Fungi; Ascomycota; Pichiomycetes; Pichiales; Pichiaceae.
AUGAAGUUGGGUAUUUGUUUUCUCUGGAUUUUCCUGGUUCAGCUGCAAGCAUCGCUGGCAGUUACCAUAAUUGACUCUCAACUGGCUUCAGCAUGUACCUAUUACUUCAAUAAGUUUGACUGGGGCUGUGACAACACAGGAACAGGUCACAUGGCUGGAUGGCCUUGUAGAUGUGCGAGUGAUUACUAUCUCGCUAGCGUCGCCAAUUGUGUCGAAGACGUUCCAGGGUUCUCAAAUCAUCAGAGGAAACAUGCGUUGAAACAUGUUAAAUCUCGUUGUCUCCUCAAAGGUGAGAGGAAUUUCCCGGUAAGUCUCCUGAAGGAACUGUAUGAUGAAACCAAGGAUAACCUAGUUGAUCCUCACGAGUUUCUGAAUAUGACAGACCCAACAGAGCUGAAUGUUCCAGUCAACCAAACCCUGUACUACAAUGAUGCUGAUUUUGCGAUUUAUCUGAGAACUUUCGUACAGUUCACAGACCAUGUUCUUCUCACUCAAUGGUUAUCCUGGGGAUUGAAUUAUUACUGGUGCUUUAUCAUAUUUUUGGGUCUUUUGAAUCAGAUUAACAGACACUUUAUUGGUCUGUCUUUGCCUAUGGGCACCUUUUUUCAAAAGUAUGUUCAGCUUCCUGGACUGUUCUCUAACAAGUUUCGUGAGCCUGUAAGAUUUUGGAAAUACCUGAGUGUCCACCUCCCUACCAGGCUGCAACUUUUAAUUUUGAUUCCUUUCAUUAUCUACACGGUGUUAGCGACUGCCCUGCACUAUGAAGUCGAACUUCCGAAUGUCUACAUCAACGAGUCGUACUUUCUGACUUUGGAUCUCAUAGGGUAUAGAUCGGGUAUCAUGUCAUUUGCCUUGCUCCCGACUGUCUAUUUUUUUGGUAUUCGAAACAACCCUUUUGCUUUGAUUUCUGGGUUUAGCUUUGCUGACUUUAACUUCUUUCAUAAAACGACUGCUAUAGUGAUGACCAUCGAGGCUCUGAUCCAUUCAGCCGUUUGGACAGCUUAUGCCAUAAACAGUGAUGGGGGAUACAUGUCUCUUGCGUAUCAAUUAUACUGGAAGGUUGGAAUCCUAGGAACUGUUGUCAUAUUCAUCAUCCUAUUCCAGAGCUCUUCUGUGUUCAGAGAAAGGGCUUACGAAACGUUUUUGUUUAUCCACAAAGCGUUGAACAUGGUAUUCAUAGCGUCCAUGUGGCAUCACUGCAUUGAUUUUGGCUGGAUGGGCUGGAUUUAUUCAAUGAUUGCAAUCUGGGGUUUUGACAGAGUCAUGAGAUUAGUAAGAAUCAUUUUUGCUGGUGGGUACCGUAAAGCAACACUAAGACUCUAUAGAGGCGAUAUCUUGCGAUUAACCAUUCAGAGGCCGAGAUUUUUUCCAUUUUUCCCAGGUGCUUAUGGGUUUCUGUACUUUUAUCACGAAGAUUUGCCCUCCUAUUGUCUGUGGCAGUCGCAUCCAUUCACUGUCGUCCCAUCAAAGGAUAAAAAACAAAUUACUUUCUACUUCAGAGCGAGAGAUGGAAUAACCUCUGACCUGAAGCAGCUAGUUCUGAAAUCUGCUCAAGUUGAGAUUCCGAUCAGGGUUGCCUUGGAAGGACCUUAUGGUAACAUUUUAGGAUUGAAGAAGCAGUUGAAGGAUGAAAAGACCACUCAAUUUGUGGCACUUGCCGGAGGAAUGGGAAUUUGCUCUGUUUUCCCCCAUCUGAAUCAUUUGAUCUCCAUUUACAAGCAAAAGGGAUUGGUCCAAGUGUCCACUGAAGACUCAUCUGAUUCACAAGCAAGUAAUGACGACAAAAAUUCAGAAAAGCCAAAGAAAGAGGAAUAUUAUAUGCCUCUCAAACUUUAUUGGACUGUUGACGAUCUGGCUAAAGUUUACUGGUUUGCAGAUCAGCUAGAAUGGUUAGCUGCUCAUGGAGUUGAAGUAAAAGUCUGGCAUACAGGUUCAAAGUCGAUGGAUGAUUACGAGAAUGCUGAGUUUGACUUCUUUAAUGGAGUAGUUUGA